Molecule: messenger RNA, 736 nt
Organism: Musa acuminata AAA Group (dessert banana)
Lineage: Eukaryota; Viridiplantae; Streptophyta; Magnoliopsida; Zingiberales; Musaceae
Product: senescence associated gene 20-like
Exons: 1
Coding region: 138-464 (108 amino acids)
Source: RefSeq, a predicted model, not a curated record
AGAGCGUGGAGGACCGCAACAAGUGGGCAGUGCUCACGCUGUAUGAGGCCCUGAACGCGCGGGACGUGGAGCGGGUGCAGCAGCUGCUGGCCCCCGACAUCGAGUGGUGGUUCCAUGGCCCGCCGGAGCACCAGCACAUGAUGCGCAUGCUCACCGGCGCGGAGGAGGAGACCGCAGCCGCCUUCAGGUUCCAGCCCGAGCGAGUCGCCGCCUUCGGCUCCACCGUCGUCGCCGAGGGCAGCGCCCCCAACGCCGCCUGGGUCCACGCCUGGACCGUCGCCCCCGAUGGGAUAAUCACCCAGGUCCGCGAGUACUUCAACACCUCCCUCACCAUCACCCGAGUCGCCGCCUCUUCGGCUUCCUCCAAGGAACCCGCAGGCUCGACACACUGCCUUCACCUGUGGCAGAGCCGCCGCCCCGCCCCUCCCGAGAAAUCCUUCCCCGGCCUCGUCCUGGCCAUCUAAGCCACUACAAACAAUCCUAAGCCGUACGCCUAAUCAUUCUAAAUAAAGAGGGGUGGGUGAAAGUUCCAUGGGCUGAGAGGGAACCCUCACUCCCCGUUGUUGGGAUCUGAGUCUGUAGCUGUAAGGUCUGCGUGUAGUUUGCUUGUGUGUCUUCGUUUGUAUCAAAGAGUCCGAGAUGAGGACGAUGAUGAUGAUGAGGGGAAGAAGACGAUUCCUACCUUCUGUAUGCUUGUUUGGUUACAUGCUGAACAAAAGAGGUUGCUUUAAAUCGA